This is a messenger RNA of Acanthosepion pharaonis, 717 nucleotides long. NCBI's taxonomy places the organism in Eukaryota, Metazoa, Mollusca, Cephalopoda, Sepiida, Sepiidae. The record is from the annotation of a GenBank genome assembly.
AUGAGCACCGACAUUUCAAGUUCUCUCUUUUGCUUUCACUCUCUCUUCUCUUUCCCUUUUGUAACACAUCUUUCUUUGUGUCUCUCUCUCUCUAUCCCCCCCACUAAUCUUCACCAUCUAUCUCUCUUUCUCUCACGCUUUUACUUUUAUAGACCUCGUUCUUUCUUUCUUUCUUUCUUUCUUUCUUUCUUUCUUUCUUUCUUUCUUUCUUUCCUCUGUCUGUCUCUAUCUACCACAAUCUUUCUCUUUUUCUUUCUAAAAGAACGAUAUAGAGAUACAUACUUAUAUUUCUCAUUCUUUCUCUCUCCCCCUCUCUCAUUUGCAAUCUCUUAUUCCCUUCAACUAAGGCUUUAUUGUUCUUACGAUCAACUGCUAUUGACCAUGAACAAAUCUAUCCAUCUCGGCCCCCAACCAUCAGGCCGGGCACAGAUACCGGGCCGCGGACCAUUUAGUACCGGGCCGCGGAUCAUUUGGUACCGGGCCGCGGACCAUUUGAUACCGGGUCGUGCACCAUUUGAUACCGGGCCGCGGAUCAUUUGGUACCGGGCCGCGGACCAUUUGGUACCGGGCCGCGGAUCAUUUAAUUACCGGGCCGCGGACCAUUUGGUACCGGGCCGCGGAUCAUUUGGUACCGGGCCGCGGACCAUUUGGUACCGAGCCGCGGAUCAUUUGGUACCGGGCCGCGGAUCAUUUGGUACCGGGCCGCGGACCAUUUGA